Messenger RNA from Protomyces lactucae-debilis, 1164 nucleotides. RefSeq lists its product as uncharacterized. The transcript has a single exon. The record is from RefSeq and is a predicted model, not a curated record. Bases 1 to 1164 code for a protein of 387 amino acids. NCBI's taxonomy places the organism in Eukaryota, Fungi, Ascomycota, Taphrinomycetes, Taphrinales, Protomycetaceae.
AUGCGGCUGCCUUCAGGCGCCAGCUCAAACAAGACCAAAAUCUCGUCACCGCUCGUUCAAGGCUCCCUCAACUCAAGCGACAGUGAGCCCAUAGAUAUCUCAAGCGGUAGCGCGCCGCGCACUUCAAGCGAUGGGUUCACACUCAGCGUCACUUCUGCGCAUGAUAGCUUGCCACUGCGCAGCUAUUCUGGUACGAGCUAUGACUUGAAUCCGCACGCAGUUGCUGCGUUUCACCCACACACAGUCGGCAGCUAUGCGCGCCGUUCAUCUUUCAAUAAAUCCGCUGGACCGUUCGUUGGGAGCUAUGAAGAGUCAAUCUUGUCUGGUCGCAUGUCGCAGCAACCUUCAAAACCGCUGCAAUUUACGGCAUCGAUUGGCGUGCUUGGCAGAGGGGACUGUAAACCCUCUUUACGCUGUCCGCCGCAUUUGACGGUCCCCUUCCCAGCCUAUUUUUACAGCGACAUGUCGCCGUAUGUUGGGCAGAUUGAUCUUGAUGUCGAUCAAGAUGGCAAGAAGCAACGCGGCUAUCGGAUACCGGCAGCUGGACAACUCCAAGUCAUCAUACGCAACCCAAACAAGACGGCCGUCAAGCUCUUUCUCAUUCCUUAUGACCUCUCGGAUAUGCCACCGUUAUCCAAGACUUUCUUCCGCCAAAAACACUAUGACUGCCAGCAAGGCUCUCAGAAGUUGCGAUAUGCUAUUCAUGUACAAAUCUGCUGUACCGCAGAAGGUCGCCUCUUCGUUCACAAGACACAGCGCGUUGUCUUUGCGAAUCGUGUUCCGGACGGCAAGGAGAAGCUACACGUCGCCUUUCAUGAGCCAACCGAGCAGAAAUACACAGCUUGGGUUCCCGAGAAGCGCUCAAGUCGACAGCAUAAGCGACCAGAUCGCCACCAGCCAGCUUUCAUCGGAGGCUCCUUGCUCGAUACAGAAGAGGGUAAGUUGUCGCCGUUGUUGGGAGCUUCGUCGCCACCGGGUCUAUUACCACAACAUAUGGCAGCGUUACGAUUGUCGCCUUUGCUGCAAUCACGCAAGACGCCACCGAGUAGCAGUUUACGACAGCCAUCGCAUCUCUCACUGCUUGCACAAACCUAUGAGCCUCAAGCACAGGAAGGAGAAGCACACGAUACCAAGAAGCAUCUUCUUUCACCUUCGCCACUAUAG